This is a messenger RNA of Didymosphaeria variabile, 2253 nucleotides long. RefSeq lists its product as uncharacterized. The transcript is spliced from 5 exons. Gene Ontology annotation, molecular function: oxidoreductase activity, acting on CH-OH group of donors; flavin adenine dinucleotide binding. The record is from RefSeq and is a predicted model, not a curated record. NCBI's taxonomy places the organism in Eukaryota, Fungi, Ascomycota, Dothideomycetes, Pleosporales, Didymosphaeriaceae. The coding region runs from base 1 to 2253 and encodes 750 amino acids.
AUGUCAUACGGCCAUGAAAGCAUGGUACCACCGGCAGAAAUUGAGGAACCUACAGAAGCCCCACAAGCUGACCAGGAAGAGGUAACACCAGCCAACAACAUCGAGGUCGAAGAAAUAGUUCAACACCCAGCCGACGAUGAGGUAGUUCAAGUCCAGGAGGAUCCGACUGAAAGACAGCCGAUUCUCCUCGGUAUGUCGCCUUCCAUGUCCCACCAGCAUGAAGCACGUGCAGGUACUCUGCAAGAAGCGUUGCAGCCGGUUCUGGAAGAGGAACGAGAGGUACAUGUUUCUUUGGAGGAUCGAGUAGCAGAAACAACGGCGACUCCAGACAGGCAAGAGGAAGAGGUGAUAACGAAUGAUGUCAUCGAGGAACCAGCGGAGGAAGUCGUGCGGCGGAGAGCAGCACCGACACCAGUCGAAGACGCGGCAGGGGAGCAUGACGCUUCGCCCUCGACUUUUAUUUAUGAGACCCUCCCAGAUGGGAUUCAAGAAGUGGACGUCAUUAUUGCUGGAGGCGGAACGGCUGGCUGUGUUGUUGCCGGAAGGCUCGCAGAAGCCGACCCAGACCUGUCCAUCUUGGUUAUUGAACAGGGCCCUAAUAAUCUUGAGGUGCCUACCAUCGUGCACCCAGCCUUGUGUCUGAGCGCCCUUAUGCCAACAAGCAAUGCCACUCUCUUCUAUCAAGGAGAAAAGGAGAGUCAGCUUGGUGAUAGAGAGCUGGUCGUUCCGUCCGGGGGUACUCUUGGCGGGGGCUCGUCGAUAAAUCUUAUGAUGUAUUCAAGAGCUCAACGUUCCGACUUCAAUGCAUGGAAGGUACCCGGCUGGUCAACCGAAGAUAUGAUACCCUACUUGAAAAAGCUCGAAACGUAUCACGGCCCAGGUCCAAAAGCUGUCCAUGGCUUCGAAGGCCCCAUCAACAUCUCUGGCGGGACGUACCGUGCAAAUAGGUCAGAGUCGGAUUGGAUUCAAGCUGCGAACAAAGUGGGAUACCCUGAGCUUGAAGACUUAGCAUCCCUUGAUGCGAACAACGGUGUUCAACGCGCUUUGCGCUAUAUCGGGACUGACGGCACGCGGCAAGAUACAGCCUAUCGAUAUAUUCAUCCUAAGAUCCAAAGUGGGAGAUAUCCGAAUCUGCACGUCGUUGUGAAUUCACAAGUAAAGCGGGUUAUCUUCGAUGACAAAAGAGCUUCUGGGGUUGAAUACAGGCCUAAUCCAAAAGUCCAUCCUGACGGGACCCCUCGUACUAUUCGAGCUAAAAAGUUGGUUGUUGUGUCCAGCGGGGCGCUGGGAACCCCAUCUGUGCUCGAAAGAUCUGGUCUAGGGGACCCGGAGAUUCUCAAGAAGACGGGAGUCGACGUAGUCGCAGAUCUCCCUGGCGUUGGAGAAAAUUACCAAGACCACCAUCUCAUGGUCUACCCAUAUCUAUCGGCCUUAGACGAACAUGAAACUCUAGAUGCCCUUCUUGGCGGCCGAUUAGAUGUUGGCCAAUUGAUUCAGGAGAAUGCCACGAUUCUUGGCUGGAACGCGAUGGACACUACGUGGAAGAUUCGACCAACCGAAACAGAGGUUGUAGCCUUAGGACCGGAUUUCCAAGCGCUGUGGGAAAGUGAUUACAAGAAUGACCAAAAUAAGCCGCUUGUGCUAGGCUCUCUGGUUAAUGCGUUCCCAGGCGAUCCCUCCCUCGUUCCUGCCGGUCAAUACUUUGCCAUGUCUUUAUUCACUGGAUACCCUCUCUCGCGCGGCUCCAUCCAUAUCAGCGGGCCCGAGACUAGUGACAAGCCUAACUUCACUACCGGCUUCUUCUCAGAUGCCAGCUGUGUGGAUAUUAAGAAACAUGUAUGGGCUUACAAGAAGCAGCGCGAGAUCUUCCGCCGCAUGGAGACAUACCGCGGUGAACUCGCGAUGUUGCACCCGCCAUUUUCGUCCAAGUCUAGCGCCGCUCUAGUUCAGUUGGGUGAUAAACCACCCACGAAUGUAACAGACAUUGUGUACACACCGGAGGAUGACAAGGUGAUCGAAGACUACGUGCGGCGGCACGUAGAGACCACAUGGCACUCAAUGGGUACUUGCAAGAUGGGGCCGCGUGAGGAAAAGGGCGUUGUGGACUCGAAGUUGAGCGUCUACGGUGUUGAAGGGCUUAAGGUUGCUGAUUUAAGCAUUCCACCACGCAACGUCGCUGCGAAUACGAUGAACACGGCGGUGGCUAUUGCGGAGAAGGCGGCAGAUAUCAUUAUAAAAGAGUUGGGCCUGUAA